CAGGAUUCCAUCGUGAUUGUCAUGCCAUCUGUUUAGUUGUCCUCAAGAAUUGUCGGAAUCCCUGCGAGCAUGAAUUGACAUGUGGCAGUACUUCACCUCCAUCGUCCAGGCUGCAGCAAACUGGGAAGCGUACUGUAUUUGAACAGCUGUCAUCCUCGUUUACUUGGUUUUAUUUCCGUCUCCAUCUCUAUCCUACAUCUACUUUACUUUGCUGUGGGCAGCGAAGAUACGCCUUUUGACACUUAUACAAGUUCCGUCAUAGUGUCUACCUACAUACACUUACAGGCAGGAUGCCGACAAGUCUGGAUCGAGCUAUAAGUUCGAAUUCAAAGAACUUCUUCCUUGGUACAUAUAUCCAAAAAAACAGAUGUGGCAAUAUCCAAGCUAAAUGAUGUGCAUAGGUUUCGCCGGGAUGGUUACGGCCGUGGCCGCCUGGUCAAUAUGGGGCAACGAAAUGUUUCCCUCGGAAAAAGAUCCAACCGGAGAUCCUGAGGAUUGGACCGUCGAUGAGAUGAAAACAUGGCUGCGUUUGAGAGGUCUUUUCCCAAGCAGUAAAGCCACGCGGGAAGAGCUAUUAGAACGGGUAAAGGCGAAUUUGAGAGUACCACCAAUUUCAGCUGGACAAUCGAACGAUUAAUGAAUAGUGGCACUGGUUUUUGUGUGAAAGUAUGGCCAUUUCCUUGAAGCAUUUUUCAAAAGCCACAGCAGUUCGACAGCCAUUGUUCGUUCGUCUCCCCAAUCCUGGUUAAAUCAUUCGCGGCGUUUCUGCGGGUUCGAAGUCCACUUGGUAGUUUCAGAUGUUGCGUUCAUGAUCCUCCAGUCGGGUUUUCGAAACAGGGAGUAAUAGCUCAGGGCGGAGUAGUUAAAGGUCCUCCUCUUCUUCCUCUAUAUAUAGUUAUCCAAAAAUCAAGUAUCUUCA
Messenger RNA from Monascus purpureus, 919 nucleotides. The record is from the annotation of a GenBank genome assembly. Lineage: Eukaryota; Fungi; Ascomycota; Eurotiomycetes; Eurotiales; Aspergillaceae.